AUGCCGGAGUCAGCCCAGCGCAUUCCUUCAAGCGUUCUCGAAACUCUCAAUGGAUCCCUUUCGUUGGUUCAGCAUCAAGUGACGGCAAUGAGCUCGAGCUCUGAGGCCCUUGCGCACAAUUCGUCACCUCAGUCCUUCGCUUCUCCAACUUCAAUCUCUCCAAGCAUGUCAGCUGCACAGGUCCUGCAACAGCACCCCCCGACCCUGAAUACGGAUUUGUUUCUUCCCCAGCAAAACUUCCAGCAGCAGCUUCAACUGCAACUACAAAUCCAACAGCAACUUCGGGACUUGCAGCAAAAGCAGCUCCAACUCGACAUGUUGCAGCAAUGCAAUCUGAUCGCACCCAAGACAGAGCCCAGAGGUAUCGAUCCGUUGCUCUUGAUCCAGCAGCUCCAGGCGAAGUUGAGCAACAACGUUGCCCACGACACAAACGUCAAUCCACAACAACUUCAAUCCAACAUCGCUGGGUUGUUCUCGCAUCAACAGCACUUUGUAGGCCAGGAAGAGCCCUCCAAUGCCGACGAGGCCGUUGCUUCACUGGUGGCUCUACGGAAUCCUCAAGAUCAAUCUUCGUUGGAGCAUGAACGUGGGGCGGGAGAGGAGGCUCGCAAACGUCACAGAAUCACCACCAAGAGAGCUUGUGACUCGUGCAGACGUUCCAAAGUCAAGUGUGAAGACAUGCGGCCUUGCACGCGGUGUGUGCGGAAUGGACAAGGAGACCUGUGCUCUGGAAGCGCGACAGAUGCUGAGAUUGCGCAUGACAAGGAGGAGUCCUCGAUCAUGGAGGCAAAGAGGAACAACAGCGUUUCAAGCACCGACUCCUUAUUGCCUAUGGAUGGUUUUGAUUCUCAACUCACCGAGAUUAAGGCAAAGAGGUGUAGAGUGGCGAAGAAGAUGGCUUGCGACACGUGUAGGAGGUCCAAGGUUCGAUGCGACACGGAAAGACCUUGCUCUCGUUGCGUCGGACUUGGGCAGGAGAGCAUGUGCAUGAGCUCCCUGGGGGAGGUCAACGACAAGAAAAGCCCGACUGAUUUGAGUGCGCAUGUCAGUGAGGAGCCGAAAGUCCCAACGUUCUCGGCAGUGCUCAAUGCUGACGCGCACAAACCUUCCUCGUGGCACAAGGUUGUACAUCCUGUGCAGAUCUCAAAUCCCUUUGAGGAGGCACGUGGAAGUAUCUCUGAGGAGACGUCGAGUCAAAACACCAGCGCGGCGAGCUCUCCUCCUGAGAGCCUCACCCAGUCUGUCAACUUGCUGAGCUUCAUGCAGCCCAGCACCAGCAAGUCCUUGGACCUUUCAGCCCUCCUGGCACUCAACUCGCAGAACCAGUUGUUGAACUCGCUGACGAGCCCUCUCUCCCUCGGACUGCUUGCAAACAACACCUCAGUCCUGGGCGGGCUCCGGCCUUCUGUUCAAUUUCCAGCUCGUGACUACUCGGAGCCUUGCUGGGACCUUUCAGCUGCAAGGCUGACGGGCAUGCCCUUGUUACAGGGAGUUGUCAUGGGACGGUAA
This is a messenger RNA of Guillardia theta CCMP2712, 1509 nucleotides long. RefSeq lists its product as hypothetical. Gene Ontology annotation, molecular function: zinc ion binding; RNA polymerase II cis-regulatory region sequence-specific DNA binding; DNA-binding transcription activator activity, RNA polymerase II-specific. Gene Ontology annotation, cellular component: nucleus. NCBI's taxonomy places the organism in Eukaryota, Cryptophyceae, Pyrenomonadales, Geminigeraceae. The coding region runs from base 1 to 1509 and encodes 502 amino acids. The record is from RefSeq and is a predicted model, not a curated record. The transcript is spliced from 2 exons. Gene Ontology annotation, biological process: regulation of transcription by RNA polymerase II.